This is a messenger RNA of Macadamia integrifolia, 982 nucleotides long. Its product is annotated as F-box protein SNE-like. The coding region runs from base 298 to 765 and encodes 155 amino acids. Gene Ontology annotation, molecular function: protein binding. Gene Ontology annotation, cellular component: SCF ubiquitin ligase complex. Gene Ontology annotation, biological process: regulation of gibberellic acid mediated signaling pathway; gibberellic acid mediated signaling pathway. Lineage: Eukaryota; Viridiplantae; Streptophyta; Magnoliopsida; Proteales; Proteaceae. The transcript has a single exon. The record is from RefSeq and is a predicted model, not a curated record.
UCAGCCUUGGAGUCUUAUCUUUGGCUCCUUCUUCCCUUCUCUUGAUACCCAUGAAACCCUUUUGGAGUUUGCACACUCCCUCUCCUCCCCUUCCCCCCACCCCCCUCACAAGUCAAAUCCCUCUUACACUUGAGACCCAUUACCCCUACAAAUACUAGCUCCUCUCUCUCUCUCUCUCUCUCUCUCUCUCUCUCCACUUAUACUGAAUCUACUCCAACCAAAAGCUGAAAAGCAAAACUAAACAAAAAUGGUGGUGGAAGGAAAGAGGUGCUGAGGAAUAUAUCUACAUAUUAUACAAUGGUGGAAGAGAGAGAAAAGAAAGUGAAGUUAGAGGUAGUGAAGUUAUUCUACAUAAACGACCACAGAGACUUACUGGUAGAGAUACUGAAGCGACUAGAUGGCCACUCCCUAGGGGUGGCAGCCUGUGUGUGCCGCCUCUGGAGAUCCCUCACUUGUAACGAUUGGCUUUGGGAGACUAUCUGCUUCCGCCACGUUUCACCAUCACCUUACGACGUUAGACCAGUGGUGAUGGCUCUUGGUGGGUAUCGCCGCCUCUACAUGGUCUGCCUCCGCCCACUCCUCACUCGCCUCUGCUCUACUCGUGACUCGGAGCGAUUUAGGAGUAAUAGUAACAGGGUUUGGACUAGGGACGAAUUGCAGCUAUCCCUGUCCCUCUUCUCCAUCGAUUACUACGAAAGGUUGGGCUCCUCCUCCUCUACGUCCACUUCCUCCCUUAUGUUCCUCUGCAAGGCGGUGAAUGUCUAAUGCUUCUUCCCGUGUUCGUUCAUGGCAAACUGGAGAAAGAAAGGGUUUUGAUAUUUUUUAUUUUUAUAUAUGGGUUGUCCAUAGAAGCUGAAUCUCGAAUAAAGCAAAUCCAGGCAUGUCCAAUUCCAAUUUCUUUAAUAUUUGAUUUUUAUGUAUCUGAAGUUUAUUCAUUUCUUCAUUAGUGAAACGCAGAACGAAAGAAAAAUUUAUUGAUGAA